Molecule: messenger RNA, 1599 nt
Organism: Asparagus officinalis (garden asparagus)
Lineage: Eukaryota; Viridiplantae; Streptophyta; Magnoliopsida; Asparagales; Asparagaceae
Product: microtubule cross-linking factor 1-like
Exons: 3
Coding region: 1-1599 (532 amino acids)
Source: RefSeq, a predicted model, not a curated record
AUGGGGACGCCUCUUCUGUCUCCGAGUAGCUCGCUUCUCUCUAAACGUCAACGAGAGACCGUGGCCGAAAGUUCCCGAGUGGAGGCGGCCAAGAAGGCCCGUCGCGAUGAGACAGUCGAGACCGCCCGAGCGACGGAGGGUCAGGAUAAUGUUCCCCAGGUAAACAUCCCCGGAGCGGCGACACCGGGGUCUGGAGCUGUGCUGCCCACCUCUUCUGCCGCAUCGGGGGCAGUUCCGGCGACUUCGAAGGACGCUCCUCCGCAAUCUGGCGUGAGGCCACAGACGGGAGUUCUAGCGGCUUCUGUGUCCGCAUCAGGAGGUGCGGUUGAGAAAGUGAUCUCCAUUCCUUCUGACGAAGAGGAGGAGGCUGGAGAUGAAGAGGGGCCCACAGGCUCAGCUGACCCUGCCCAUGAAGUUGCUGGCAAAGAGGAUCCUCCCUCUUGGGCGAGUCGCUCGUCUGGGGAGACAGGCGAAUCUGAGGAGGAUGACGACAUCUCGGUUCAUGAGGCGCUAUCCAGUGAGGAAGAGGUGUUGGCUCGUGAGGAUGCGCCCGGCCAAAUAGAGGGAUCUCCUGCUCCUGCGGCAGCGUCGGCUGGGGAUCGUCCAUCAGCGCGAGAGUCUCUGUUUCAAAGGGAGGCUUCUACUCCGCAAGUGACCACUUCCUUGUCGGCGGCGGCCGUUGAUGCUGUGACCGCUGCUCCGAGGGCGUCAUUGGUCACACCGGCUUUGGCGGCGCCAAUCCCUACUUCUACGGUUAUGACCACAGGUACUUCAACCGUGAUUUCAUCCACGGUGGAGGAGGCUGCCCUCUCUCCCUUGGAGCGCGAGCGAAAAAGGAGUGCGGCACGAUCUGUGGCUGAUUUCCAAGACACUCUAGCCGGCUGCAUCAAGCUCGCUUUGGAGGAGAGUUGUCCCUUCGAGAAUUUCGAAGAGGAUCUCGACUACAUCGUGUGCUUCUUAAUCAAAAGGCUUGGCCACACUGCGGCGAAGCCCUACUUCCAGCGUAAGGAGGAAGUGAAGGAAGCUGUUCAACAGUUGCUUGCCCUUCGCGCGAAGAGUUCCACUCUUGUGGAUCUUGCAUCCGGCGAAGUCCGAGCAGCGGAGGAAGAACGCGAUCGCCGUCUAAACGAGACCAUGUCACUGGAGGCAAGAUUGUCAGCGGAGUUGGAGCAGGCCAAGGCUGAGGAUGAACGGGUGGCCCUCGAGCAGCAGAAGGCCGAUAACCGUGUUUCUCGCUUGUCUUCGGAGGUAGAGAAUCUGAAGCAAGUUAUAGCUAAGAAGGCCGAUAACCGUGUUUCUCGCUUGUCUUCGGAGGUAGAGAAUCUGAAGCAAGUUAUAGCUAAAGUGCAAGCCUCAUUGGCCAUUCAAGAGAAGGCUCGUGAACAGGCGGCCAAGGAAUUGGAAAGCAUUGGAUCUCGCCGGAUACUAACGGCUAAUUCCGCUGAGGAAAAGGAUCGAGCCCAUAGGGAGGUCAAAGAGACCGUCCGAGACUUGGCCUCACGCACUGAGGAAGAUCUUCGCCAAGAGAUCCUGAGGAGGCUAGAGCUUCGUCAUGCUAGGGAAAUUCGUGAGGCGGAACUGCGGUUGAAAACCUUGUAA